This is a messenger RNA of Archocentrus centrarchus (flier cichlid), 740 nucleotides long. It is a transcript of the gene lsm10, whose product is annotated as LSM10, U7 small nuclear RNA associated. Gene Ontology annotation, molecular function: histone pre-mRNA DCP binding; U7 snRNA binding. Lineage: Eukaryota; Metazoa; Chordata; Actinopteri; Cichliformes; Cichlidae. Gene Ontology annotation, biological process: mRNA 3'-end processing by stem-loop binding and cleavage. The record is from RefSeq and is a predicted model, not a curated record. Bases 110 to 523 code for a protein of 137 amino acids. The transcript has 2 exons. Gene Ontology annotation, cellular component: cytoplasmic U snRNP body; nuclear body.
UCAGUGUUUAUGCGGGAAAACCGGCGUGUUGACGCGUUGGAGCGGUUCAUGGCGGAGGGCCGGUGUGUCGUUAUCAAAUGAAAUCAGUGUUUCAGGUAUCUCAGAGUCUAUGGAGUCCAAGGAGUCUGAGGCUCGGUCGUCAGGAGUGGGGACAGUUGAAGUGGUGAACUCUAUUCGGGAGCGGACGAUCGCGGAGAACAGCAUGGUGAUCCUCCUGCAGGGCCUGCAGGGUGAGGUGACCACAGUGGACCUGAAAAACGAGAGCACGGCGCGCGGUCGCGUGGUCAGUGUAGACGCCUUCAUGAACAUACGCCUGGAGGACGUGCUGUACCGGGACCGGCGGGGUCAGCUCACACAGCUGCAGGACCUGUUCAUCACCGGCAGGAACGUCCGCUAUGUCCACAUCCCCGACCACAGGGACAUCAUGAAGACCAUAGAGAGCCAGCUGGCCAAGAUUCACCGCGUCCGCAACUUUGGCAGUGAAGGCGGAGGCAGGAAAGAGUUUGCCAAGAAAGCAAAAUAAUUUUUUUUUUUAAUUUAGAAAAGAUGCUGCUUGUCUAAUUUUCAGAGGUCUGAGGACACCAGUCUGAACCAGUUUACACCCUCAAGGGCCACAAAGUGACUCCAGGGACAAGAAUGCAAACGAGAUUUCAGGUACACUAAGAUAUAAUUGAAAUACUGGGAACGUCUUUAUCAGUAACCAUGUUUGAAUAUUUCAAAAUAAAACUACACAGACUGAC